This is a messenger RNA of Neurospora crassa OR74A, 1322 nucleotides long. RefSeq names its product WD domain-containing protein. Gene Ontology annotation, molecular function: protein binding. Lineage: Eukaryota; Fungi; Ascomycota; Sordariomycetes; Sordariales; Sordariaceae. The transcript is spliced from 4 exons. The record is from RefSeq and is a predicted model, not a curated record. Bases 215 to 1225 code for a protein of 336 amino acids.
UGUGAACUCAAAGAACAUGAUAACAGCAAUAAAUCUUCGAAUAAUCCCUAAUUGUGACCAGUGAAUUAUAGCACAAUCUGUUUGGGAAGUCGGAUUACUCUUUUUAUCUGAUCUCAAAUCGACUUACAACUGAACGGAGAAGUCUCUCACAAAUCUUUUGCGAACCAUUGUACCAGAGCGAAAUCUUUCAGCCCCCGAAAAUAAACCAGUCACAAUGUAUGCCCUUUCUUGCACCGACGGGUUCAAAUAUCCUGGUUCCGAACCAACCUACAUCACAGACAUCAUCCCCGUGUCUGCUGGGCUAGCAGCCGUUGGAUCCGACCAAAGUCUCUCCAUCUUCAACCCUCUGCGUCUCAACCAGGGACCUCUCAAGAAAGUCCAGACCAACCAUGGGAACAUCAGCUGCGCAGAGGUAUUCAGCGUUGGAAACUCGAUCGUUGCCACAGCAGGCGAGAACGGGACGGUUUCGCUCUGGGAUCUGAGAAGCGAUGCGGCCAACACCCCAGUGUUGCAAAUAGGGACGCCAGGCGAAGGUCCCGGUUUGCUCUCACUUGCUUGCUCGGAACAGACAAACACAUUAGGCGCCGGCACGGAACUGGCUAACCACCAAGCAUCCAUUCUUUUAUGGGAUCUCCGCUCCCCCCGCGUCGCCAAAAUCCACUACGACGAAGUCCACAGCGACGACGUAACCGAGCUCUCCUUCCACCCCACCAACCCUCACCUCCUUCUCACCGGCUCAACCGACGGACUCGUCAACGUGUGCGACACGCGCAUUACGGACGAGGACGAAGUGGUCAUCGCGGCCUUCAACCACGGCUCCGUGCACCGGGCCGGCUUCCUGAACGAGACCGAGGUGUACGCCGUGUCGCACGACGAGCGGUUCGCGCUGUACGACAUGGGCGAGACGGUUGAGAAGGGCUCGCCGACGCUCGACCUGGGCGACAUUCGCAAGGUGGUGGAUUGCCAGUAUUUGUGCAACGUUAUCCCGAAGGUGACGGGUGCUGGAGCGGUAAUUGGUGCCGGAACACAGGAUCAAGAACUGUUCCGGUUGAUCCAUCUAUCGAAGAAUGGUGCUUCAUGGAGCCUGGAUAGUGAGACUGUGGUAGGUCUUCCGGGGGCACAUGGAUCCGAGAUUGUUCGCAGCUUUUGCUUUGUUGAUGAGCAGCAAGUAGUAUUUACUGCCGGAGAGGACAGUUGCAUCAAGGCGUGGCGGCCCAGUGUAUAAGCAAGUGCGCAGUCACUUAAGCCAUGAAUUUAUUGGGGUUUGAACCACAUCCAUCCCAAAAUCGAAUUCGUGUCUCUUCAUGAGUCGCAAAGCAGUG